Nymphaea colorata (pocket water lily) is the source of this 1550-nucleotide messenger RNA. RefSeq lists its product as uncharacterized. The transcript has 5 exons. Bases 82 to 1191 code for a protein of 369 amino acids. Gene Ontology annotation, molecular function: quinone reductase (NADPH) activity; zinc ion binding. Lineage: Eukaryota; Viridiplantae; Streptophyta; Magnoliopsida; Nymphaeales; Nymphaeaceae. Gene Ontology annotation, biological process: cellular response to oxidative stress. The record is from RefSeq and is a predicted model, not a curated record. Gene Ontology annotation, cellular component: cytosol; cytoplasm.
UCUGCCGCCUUGGUACAGUAUUGGCUUUGACUUGGCCGACCCUAACAAAAAGUAAGAACUAGACGCUUAAGAGGCAGGGAAAUGGGUGCGCUGAGGGGUGUUCUUCAUAAAACGCCUUUCCUCGUGGGUGCUCAUUCUACCAGGAAGAGCCCCAGCUCCUCCAUCGCUUCCACUCGGUUGGUGGUGGUGCAAUCGAGAGCAUUUGCAAACAUGGUCAAAGCUAUUAAAAUUUAUGAACACGGGGGGCCUGAAGUCUUAAAGUGGGAGGAUGUGGAAAUAGGAUAUCCCAAGGAAGGAGAGAUACGAGUAAAACAUAAAGCAAUUGGAGUGAACUUUAUUGACAUCUAUUACAGGAAAGGAGUUUACAAAACUGAGUUGCCUUUCAUUCCAGGGCAUGAGGCAGUAGGAGUAGUGACAGCAGUGGGCCCUGGAUUGACUGGUAGGAAAGUUGGGGAUUUGGUAGCCUAUGCUGGUAAUCCCUUAGGUUCUUAUACUGAGCAACAAAUUCUUCCUGCUAAAGUUGCUGUUCCUGUUCCUCCUGCCAUUGAUCCUUUGGUAGCUGCAUCUAUCAUGUUGAAGGGGAUGACAGCCCAUUUCCUUGUCCGCAGAUGUUUCAAGGUAGAGCCUGGGCAGACGGUUCUUGUUCAAGCUGCAGCAGGAGGAGUUGGGUCACUUCUGUGCCAAUGGGCAAGAGCUCUUGGUGCCACUGUGAUUGGAACUGUAUCAAGUGAGGCAAAAGCAGCUCAGGCUACUGAGGAUGGCUGUCAUCAUGUGAUAAUCUACGGCAAAGAGGACUUUGUUGCCUGCGUUCAAAAGAUAACAGAUGGAAAGGGAGUAGAUGUUGUUUAUGAUUCAGUUGGCAAGGAUACAUUCCAGGGAUCAUUGACAUGCUUGAAAAAACGCGGUUAUAUGGUCAGCUAUGGCCAGUCAUCUGGCACUCCUGAUCCAAUUCCGUUGUCGUCCCUUGCUGCGAAAUCAUUGUUCCUGACACGGCCAUCACUUAUGCAGUACACAGAAACCCGUGAUGAGCUACUUGAAGCUGCAGGGGAGGUUUUUGCAAAUGUUGCAUCUGGCAUCCUGCGGGUUCACGUAAACCACACAUAUCCAUUGUCACAGGCAGCUCAGGCCCAUGCAGAUCUUGAGGCCAGGAAAACCACUGGUUCCAUAGUGUUGAUUCCUGAUGGUAAUUGAUCCAUUACAGGCAGUCUUAAUCUGCUUAGAAGGUCGAGACUGGGUGCUUGGAUGAACAUUGCUGUGUAUCUAACGUCUUUACGUCCAAGAAACCUUGCUGGCCUUAUAGUUUUGGCUCUCUGCUAUUGUUGCUUUAACAGGGGAAUUAUGUUGAAGAACUGUAGUGAACUGAUAUAUGUUUGGGAGCUAAGAAUUGGAAAGGAUCUGGUGGUGAACUAAGGAGGUGUUUAAAUGCUCACAAUAUUUUGGGUGGUGUACUGGGUGACGUGAGCUUCACCCACCGUACACCUCUAAACCAACGGGCCAUCUUUAUAGUAAAAGAAAGGCAAGCUUCUUCAGGAGGAAGAAGUUCCAGUUCU